AUGGCAUCAGACAAAACGGCGCAGUCCCUAACGCCGAACGCCGUCCGCGCCGCAUACAAUCUGAUCCAGCCAUAUGUCCACCGUACGCCGUUGCUGACCUGCAAAACCCUCGAUUCUAUCGCCUCGACCCCGCAGUCCCCCGAGGCCCUGGCGGGCACACUAUUCGAGGGACAAACACCUGCACAACCCAACUUCCGAUUCUAUUUCAAAUGCGAGAACCUGCAGCGGAUUGGUGCCUUUAAGGCCCGCGGUGCAUUCCAUGCUGUGCUGCGGCUGCUGGAGGAGCGCGGGGAGGAAGAGGUCAAAUCGCGCGGGGUGAUCACACAUAGCUCUGGAAACCAUGCGCAAGCCCUCGCUCUCGCUGCGUCGACCCUCGACAUUCCUGCCUACAUCGUGAUGCCGCAUAUCAGUACCUCGUCCAAGAUUGCGGGCACCAAGUCACACGGCGCAGAAGUUAUCUUCAGUGGAUCUACAAGUGUUGAGAGAGAGGCCGUGGUUGCAGAGAUCCAGGCCAAGACGGAUGCAAUCUUGGUGCCUCCGUAUGACUACUUUGACAUCAUCUGCGGGCAGGGAACAACUGCGCUGGAGCUGGAGGAACAGUAUGCUGAGCGUAGCUCGGGUAUCCUGGAUGCAGUGAUCACACCUGUUGGCGGUGGCGGUCUCAAUGCAGGUGUAGCGACCUAUUUCUCUGAUAAACCCCAGACACGGGUAUUCGGUGCAGAGCCCAGCUUCGAAGGAGCAGACGACUGCCGUCGCGGGUUGCAGGCCGGUCAACGUGUGGAAAGUGUCUCGACUCUGACUAUUGCAGAUGGUUUGCGCACACCAGUGGGAGUCUUGAAUUGGGAAGUGAUUUCAGAUAAACGCAAGGUCGAAGGUGUCUUUGCCGUCACGGAAGAGCAGAUCAAGGCCACUAUGCGUCUGGUCUUGGAGCGGAUGAAGGUCGUUGUGGAGCCAAGUGCAGUUGUUGGACUAGCAGCUUGUCUCUUCGAUGAGGAUCUUCGACGACGUGUCGAGCAAGAGGGAGGCGAGAAAGGAUGGGAUGUGGCACUCGUCUUCAGCGGAGGCAACACCACCGUCGAAGCCAUCAGUAAGCUGUUCAGCUAG
Molecule: messenger RNA, 1104 nt
Organism: Penicillium atrosanguineum
Lineage: Eukaryota; Fungi; Ascomycota; Eurotiomycetes; Eurotiales; Aspergillaceae
Product: threonine/serine dehydratase
Exons: 2
Coding region: 1-1104 (367 amino acids)
Biological process (GO): D-serine biosynthetic process; L-serine metabolic process; pyruvate biosynthetic process
Molecular function (GO): ATP binding; magnesium ion binding; pyridoxal phosphate binding
Source: RefSeq, a predicted model, not a curated record